AUGGCUCUUCAGAAAAUGUCAGAGUCAGUGUAUGUGGGGAUGUGUCAUGCGAUAGGGACACCACAACAGGUGACCUCCAGGAGAGAUAUAGCGGAUAUGUCAGAGCUGUUGAGGAAUAAAAAUGAACUGGUGAGGUUUAUGAGGAGUGGAAGUCACAGAGAAGGCUUCAGAUUACAUGAUUCAGACGUAGACACUAUGUUCUGGCCAACUAACCACCGAGUGAUCUGGGAAUUCUCUCAGACUGAGUUUUACAACAUACACAGACAAAGACUGAUUCUCUGUGACAGUUCUGAGAGUCCACCAGGAUUUACAUUACUUUGGUUACCAUUGGAAAGAGCUUGCCGGGUAGUGUUGUCAUCGUGUUUGAGGAUGAAUGGGGGACUCUAUAUAUCAAGUUCUAAAUACAGAGAGAUGACACGAACUUUAGGAAGACCUGAUUCUAUAGUACAUGGGCCAUGUAACAGUGGAUUACAUGGUACAAUAGAAUACGAUGAUGCUCAUUGUUUUGUCAGUGAUUUUUGGCCUCCCUCUGCCGCCUCAUGGAUAGACAGAUGUCACUCAUGGCCCUUAGCUCAUGUUGCCAAUGACAUCAUCAGAAAUGGGUGUCACUUUGUAGCAAUAGGACACAAACUAGGAAACCAUGAAGACAGCGAAUGGAGAAUUUCUUUCUCUCGGGCAGAAUACAAACUUGUAUACUCAAUGAAUCAUACACAGUUCUUAACGUAUGGUUUGAUGAAAUUGUUUUUAAAGGAAAUAAUUAACAAUGGAAUAAGAGAUGAAGAUAAACUGCUGUGUUCCUACCACAUGAAAACAGCUGUUUUUUGGGCCAUUCAACAAAACACACUACCUCACUGGUGUCCAAAAAAUCUCCUGGCCGGUUUCUGGGUCUGCUUCAAACUUCUCCUUAAAUGGGUGUAUGAAGGAAUUAGUCCAAACUUUUUCAUUCCAGAAAACAAUAUGUUUCUGAGCAAAAUCCAUGGCCAAGCACAAACAAGUUUAUUCAGGCGACUGUAUGGCUUGUAUGAGAAGGGUAUAGCAUUGCUGCUACACAGUCCCUUCAUCAGGUCCUCUAUCAUUGAUGUCCUCUGUAAUCCCAGACUCACGGUGUGUACUGAUGAACACACUCUGAUCUCUGAGGCUGAGUUUGAUGUAGAAUUAUUUGUUGAGAUAUUAAGUAAUCAUUCACUAAACACAUCAGACCUUCAGCGCUGUAUGAAGUUCCUACACACAGUAGAACAGUUGAUAGGUUCUCCUCUGUCACAGUAUCAAGUUGUAAGUUUACAGAAACAUACAGCCACCAUCCUUCAGUGUACUGCUUUUAUAUUACACAACAUGUACACAAACACAUGUGUAAACAAACAAGUGUAUAUUGCAAAAAAAAUGUCUUGUCACAUGCUGAAAUUAGGAGCCAGGUUUGGGUUUGUUUCUGACAUGUUGUACAUUGCCAUGUAUCAUUACAAGACACUCAGAUACAGGGAAGCUUUAUCUGUUAUAGAGAUGACAAAGGUCAAGUUAGCACAGCCAUAUCUGAUGUAUUGGGGACAUGUAGACAGAGAGAGGUAUACUGAGGCUGUAGGGGGACAGUCCUGGUCUACAAAGUUCAGACAGGCUGUAGCAAGGGAUAUCAAACUUAUCAAUAAAAUAUGUUAUAUCAGUGAACUAUUACCAGAACAACAGUCUUCUCUACAAAACAGAAGGUCUGCAUUAUUCAUCCAAGUGCUUGUAAUGUUACACUUCCUAGAGUCCCUGUGUUACAGACACAUUGAUACAACAUUAUCACAAGCAGCUUUAGAUGAGCUACAGGUCCUAGUCCACCAUGAUCAGGGACUGUAUAUAGGUAAUCUAUAUAGAGACAUCUCCUGGGAGAUCCUGGGGAUCUGUCAACAGAUGGCAGGACACCUCCAGGCUGCCCUGUAUUCAUACCAUCAGUCACUCAGACAAAAACAAUUCAAUAAAAUACUUACUGCUACCACACAGAGAAUCCAUGAGUUACACAUUUAA
Messenger RNA from Magallana angulata, 2001 nucleotides. RefSeq lists its product as uncharacterized. The transcript has a single exon. The record is from RefSeq and is a predicted model, not a curated record. NCBI's taxonomy places the organism in Eukaryota, Metazoa, Mollusca, Bivalvia, Ostreida, Ostreidae. The coding region runs from base 1 to 2001 and encodes 666 amino acids.